AAAUUCGGAAUCUUUCAUACGUUGUACCGAUUAUUGUUUCCCAGAGCGUAUAUUUACGAAAACAAAAAAAAAAAUGAGUGGAUAAAAGCUUGUUGUAAAAAAACUGAAACGACUAGAAGAUUACGCAUUAAAAACAAUGGCAUGCAUUUUACACGAUUAUGUCAAGGUGAAUUUUUACGUGAAGAUUCUCGAAGCGAGUUUAAAAAAACAGUAGUUCGUAAAACCGAAAUUACAAAAAUAUUACAUGAUUUUGAAAAAUCAAAUAUGCUUAACUUAUGUCCAGAAAAAGUAUUAAGUAAUGUUAGGAACAUAAUCAUAAAAAAUGAAAAAAUUCUAGUGCCCGCAGAUAUACUGUCUAUUUCAAACAUCAUACAAGACACCCUGAAAAUCAUUUUAUCAAAGGAAACUCUUCGAAAUACGAGUGAAGGUUAUGUUAAAUGGAGAAAUAUUUUUGCUGACAUUUUAAAUAUUUACAAUUCAAUAAACGUUGUUGAUUCUAACGUUAUAAGGAUGUCAGCUAAGCUAAACUCAACGAACAAGUUAUUGGAAUCAUUUGAGAGAUCUAUUGACUUUAUAUCAACUAUGCUGUUCCUUAAUGAAACCAAUAUUGGUGAAGAAGAUAUUGGUUUAGAUUUAGAAAGUGAAAUUAUAGACUAUGAUGAUAUUGGAGUAUCCGUACAUAUUUCGAAAUUUUUUUUAUAUUUCCUAAUCAAUCCUACAAUUGCAAAUGUUUCUGGAAUAGCAUUGUUUAAAAACAACAAGUCUGUAGAAGUACAUCAAAAAUUAAAGGGUUCUUUUAGAAAUGAGCAUUAUCGGUUUCUCCAAACAGAUCAUGACAUUAAUGAUGUUGUCAAAGAACCUGGUAUACAAAUUGGUGUAUACUUAUCGAAAGAACUUUUAGGAAGGUUAAAAGCAUUCCCUUGUUUUCUUUCAUCGUCAACCAAUAAAAGUGAUCCUAUUAUUGUUAUUAAGGUAUACUCAAAUGACAAGCUGUUUCAACCGUCUACAGAAUCUAAAAAGCUUUUAAGUCAUAUAGUAUCAAUAUCAUUACCUGGGUACAAUACUAUUCUCCCUGAACCUUUACCACUAAUCUUACGUAUAAGGAGUAAAAACGAGGUAAAUAUGUCUGGUUCUUGUCAAUACUGGAACUAUGAAUACUGGGAUACCGAUGGUAUAUUGACGCAAAGCCAUUUAGAAACUAAAGAAAGCAUUGUGCUGUGUCUUUUAAAGCAUUUAACACCAACAGCCUAUUUUAUAGAGAAUAUUAUUUCAACUGAAAGGUCUACAGAAAUCACUGAGGAACAAUUUUAUGAAGAUAUUAUGGUCAUAACAAUAAUAAUUUGCUUCCUACUGGCGCUUAUAGGACUGAAGUGCUGUAUUGCAAUGGCUCGACAUCUAACCGGAGUUCAUUGACGUAGCCGUACAAAUAUUUUGUUUGCUUUGCUUAUAUUAAAUGUAAAGAUGUUUAUAUUUUUUAUUAUUUAUGCUAAAUUUCUGUAAACUGAUAAUAACUAUUAAAAUAUCCGUGUAAUUAUAAAUCAUAUA
Drosophila takahashii is the source of this 1545-nucleotide messenger RNA. RefSeq lists its product as uncharacterized. The record is from RefSeq and is a predicted model, not a curated record. NCBI's taxonomy places the organism in Eukaryota, Metazoa, Arthropoda, Insecta, Diptera, Drosophilidae.